Dromiciops gliroides (monito del monte) is the source of this 1689-nucleotide messenger RNA. Its product is annotated as liver carboxylesterase 1-like. The transcript has 15 exons. Gene Ontology annotation, molecular function: carboxylic ester hydrolase activity. Lineage: Eukaryota; Metazoa; Chordata; Mammalia; Microbiotheria; Microbiotheriidae. Gene Ontology annotation, cellular component: lipid droplet; endoplasmic reticulum. The coding region runs from base 1 to 1689 and encodes 562 amino acids. The record is from RefSeq and is a predicted model, not a curated record. Gene Ontology annotation, biological process: lipid catabolic process.
AUGUGGCUGAUUUCCCUGGUGGUCUUCUCCUUUAUUGUGUUCACAACUCAGGGGCCACAAUCCUCAGCACCUGUAGUGGACACUGAAUAUGGGAAAGUCCAAGGCAAACAAGUGAUUCUACAAGAAUUAGGCAAAUCUGCCAAUGUUUUCCUGGGACUCCCCUUUGCCAAAGCCCCUCUUGGACCCCUGAGGUUUGCUCCACCACAGCCCCCUGAACCCUGGAACUAUGUGAAGAGCACUACUACAUACCCACCCAGGUGUGCCCAGAAUCCACUUGAAGGGGAUGUUAUAGCCAAACUUUCUGGAGAUCAAAUCGGAAUUUCCUUGAAAAAUUCUGAAGACUGUUUGUACCUGAACAUUUACACUUCAGCUGACCUGGCAACAAAGACUAAGUUACCUGUAAAGAGUGAUGGUCAUGGAGGGGGUUUUUCAGUGGGUGAAGCUUCAACUCUCAAUGGAAUAUACCUCUCAGCUCUUGAGAAUGUUGUGGUGGUGGCCAUUCAGUACCGUCUGGGAAUCUUUGGAUUCUUUAGCACUGGAGAUGAACAUGCCCGAGAGAACUGGGGUUACUUAGACCAAGUGGCUGCACUCCAGUGGGUCCAGAAGAACAUUGGUAACUUUGGAGGAGACCCAAACUUGGUGACCAUCUUUGGUGUGUCAGCAGGAGGUAUCAGUGUUUCAGCACAGGUUCUUUCUCCUUUGACCAGGAACCUCUUCCAUAGAGCCAUUUCCCAGAGUGGAGUUGCCCUUAUGGAAUCUAUAUUCAGUGCUAACAUCACAUCAAUUGCUGAGAAAACUGCAGCUUUUGCUGGAUGUAAGACAACCACGUCAGCCAGUAUGGUUCACUGUAUGCGGCAGAAGACAGAAGAAGAGAUCCUGAACACAGCUCAAAAAAUGGGAACUAUUUGGUUGGAUUUCCUGGGAGACCCCACACAGAAAAUUAUUUUGCUACCUGGAGUUGUGGAUGGAAUAUUUUUCCCCAAAAGUCCCAAAGAGCUCCUCAUUGAAAAGCAGUUCAAUCAUAUUCCUUAUAUUGUGGGAAUCAACAGUGAUGAAUUUGACUGGAUUCUUCCAACUCUAAUGGGAUAUCCUCUAUCAGGAGACAGACUGGACCAAGAAACAGCAGCAGCUCUAUUGUGGGGUUCCUACCCACUUGUUGAAAUCCCCAAAGACCUUACUCCUGUGAUAACUGAGGAGUAUCUUGGAAUGACAGAAGAUCCUGUCAAAAAGAAAGGCCUAUUUCUGAACAUGAUAGGAGACUUGAUGUUUGGGAUUCCAUCUAUAAGAGCGGCUCGACUUCACAGAACUUCAGGUGCACCUACCUACAUGUAUCAAUUGCAGCACCGCCCACACUUUUGGGGAAACCUGAAACCAGCAACAAUAAAAGCAGACCACAGGGAUGAAUUUUUCUUUGUCUUUGGGAUUCCAUUGUUAAGUGAGGGUUCUCCAGAAGAGGACAAGCAAAUUAGCAGGACAAUGAUGAAAUAUUGGGCCAACUUUGCUCGGAAUGGAAAUCCCAAUGGUGAAGGCCUUCCAAAGUGGCCUGUAUAUGAUCAGAAUGAAGAAUACCUUCAAAUUGACAUCCCCAUGAAGACAGGUAAAAAGUUAAAAGACAAAGAAGUAGCAUUUUGGACGAAACUCUUUACAGAGAAGCCAGUUGGAGUGAAGAGAGAUAUUACAGACCUAUAA